UUGGGAUGCUUGCAAUGUUACCGACCUACAGUGAAUACCAGAUCUACCUAUUGUCCAUUGUUGCUUCAGGUGGUAUUGAUAUUACUGAUGUGAAGUCUAGCUUACAUCCGUGUUCCCACUGCCCUGUGAUGGCACGUGGAGCUUGUGUGGCCCGCGCUUUCCAGCGUUCGAUUUCGCACUCCACCACAUACGACGCCCAAUGAUAAGAACAGUUGGACAUCCACGCUCAUUGCAAUGCCUU
Molecule: messenger RNA, 241 nt
Organism: Baudoinia panamericana UAMH 10762
Lineage: Eukaryota; Fungi; Ascomycota; Dothideomycetes; Mycosphaerellales; Teratosphaeriaceae
Exons: 1
Coding region: 6-203 (65 amino acids)
Source: RefSeq, a predicted model, not a curated record